AACAGACAACGAUUGAUAAGCGGAUACUAAGAGCGGAGUGUCUGCGAGUUGUGCCAGACCACUACAUAUCACUUUUUCAAGAAGAGAUGCUCAAGGAUUUCGACCUUCGGAUAGGAUUCGUCCAUCAAGGCGUUGUUGCACAUGUUGAGGAAAUUGGCAUACCUGAAGAGUUGGAGGCGCACGAUGCCGCGAAAGAUAUCGCUAUACCUCGCGUGUCAUGUUUUAUUGUGAUUGUAACACAGGUGGCACUCUACAAUAUCAAUCGCCUGCCAACCGUAUUCAAGGACGCGGUAUGGGAAACUAUUGACGAUAUUAUCUAUGAGAGUGCUGAAAUUCCAGAUAUCCUUUUAUUUGUUAUUGGCAAUUGCAUAGAGAAAGCGAUGGAAGAAAUCAGUUACAAACAAUUGAAGAGUGAAAGUACGUCUCUUAAACCGAUUAUGGGAUAG
This is a messenger RNA of Geodia barretti, 446 nucleotides long. The record is from the annotation of a GenBank genome assembly. Lineage: Eukaryota; Metazoa; Porifera; Demospongiae; Tetractinellida; Geodiidae.